Molecule: messenger RNA, 2271 nt
Organism: Ostreococcus tauri
Lineage: Eukaryota; Viridiplantae; Chlorophyta; Mamiellophyceae; Mamiellales; Bathycoccaceae
Product: Glycosyl transferase, family 1
Exons: 1
Coding region: 1-2271 (756 amino acids)
Molecular function (GO): glycosyltransferase activity
Source: RefSeq, a predicted model, not a curated record
AUGCGGACGAUGCCAUCGGUCGUCGCCGCGUCGCCGAUCCCGAGCGCGCGGGCGACGCGCGGGCGAGCGACGCGGCGCGUGACGACGACGGGACGCGCGCGAAUAUUCCAACCGCUCGGGACCGCCGCGCGCGCGCGCCCGGUGGCGCCGCGCGCUCUUCGCGGGCGAGGCGACGGCGGAGCGCUCUGCGCGAUCGCGCCCGCGUCGACGGAAGAUGGGACGACGGCGGCGGUGAAGAAGCGGCGGGUGGCGAUCUUCGUCGAGCCGAGCCCGUUCUCGCACGUGAGCGGGAUGAAGAAUCGAUUUCUGCGCCUGAUUGAGAACCUGCGGGAGAUGGGGGACGACGUGGUGGUGAUCACGCCCGAUCGUAAUCCGCCGGCGGAGUAUCACGGGGCGAAGGUUAUCGGAUUGAGAGGUUUCGUGUUGCCGUUUUACGGCACGGAUACGCUGCUGUGCUCCUUCGGCGUGAGCGGAGAGGUGUGGAGGGAGUUCAGGGAGAGACCGCCGGAUUUGGUGCACUGCGCGGUGCCGGGAGGGCUCGUGUUCGGGGCGAUGACGUACUGUAAGCUCUUGGACCUGCCACUGGUGCAGUCGUAUCACACGCACAUUCCGCACUACAUUCCGAGGUACACGUGGGCGGGACUCGUGAAGCCGAUGUGGGACCUGAUUCGGUUCUGGAACGGCUACGCGGCGACGACGCUGGUGACAUCGAGCAUUUUGGAAAACGAGCUUCGCGGAGAGGGAUGCACGAACCUGCAAGUUUGGGAUAAGGGCGUGGACACGGUGUCGUUCAACCCAAAGUUUCGGAGCGAGGAGAUGCGCAAGAGACUCAGCGGCGGGCGCGACGGCCCGAUUAUCGGGUGCGUUGGUCGGCUCGGCGCGGAGAAACGUUUGGGAGAUCUGAAGGAUAUCUUGGCCAAGUUACCUCCGAACGUGAACUUGGCCAUCAUCGGAGACGGUCCCGAGCGACAAAAGCUCGAGAAGCACUUUGAAGGGACGAACACCGUGUUCACGGGUAUGAUCACGGGUGACGAUUUGUCCGCCGCUUACGCGUCUUUGGACGUCUUCGUCAUGCCAAGCCCGAGUGAAACGCUCGGUUUCGUCGUCAUGGAGUCCAUGGCCUCGUCCGUGCCGGUGGUCGCAGUCGCCGCUGGCGGUCUUCUCGACAUCCUCACAAAGCCGGGCGACGUCGGCUUGCUCUACCCGGAGUAUGAUUACGACGCCGCAGCAAAGCACGUGACGAUGCUCCUCGAGGACGACGUCGAACGUAAGAGAAUGGGGGAAGCCAGCCGUAAGGACGUAGAGAAGUGGGGUUGGAUGUCGUCCAACAGAAAUUUGCGCGACAACCAAUACACCAAGGGCCUGGCGAGAUUCUUCAGGUUACAACGACUCAGAAACGUCGCCAAAGCGAUCGGCGUGCGACGACGUACGGCGGCUGCGAUCGAUUUCCUGAUUUCUGGUCAGUACAUUUUGCAGAUCGUCGUCUUUACGGCCGCCGUCGGCGCCUUGAUCUACGCUAGACAAACCGGACCGGCGGUUGCGGCGUCCAAGGUGAAGGCUGCUUUCGUCGCCUCCAACUGGCUCACCGUCUCGGAGGCCGCGAUCAAAGAAGCUGGCCCCGUCCUCGCCCCGGCGUUCCUCACCGCGAUCACCACGCUAGCGGCGAUCAUUCCGUUCGUUCCCACCCAACCUCUGUUCGUCAUGGCUGGCUUGUUCUUUGGUCCCGCGUACGGCGCCGCCAUCGGACUGUUCGCCGCGGUGUGCGCGGCGGGCAUUUCGUCCGCGACAAGCCGCUCUCGUGGGUACGGAAAAAUCAGCGAUGCGAUCGCCUCGUCGGGAGUCGGUGCCCCGGCGCGUCGCUCGAUCCGAGCGCAGCUGCGCAAGGUGAACCGAGCCGUAAGCGGCGACGGCGACGCCGUGAUCCAAGCCGCCAAGGUGGCCGUCAUGCGUCUCCUCCCGCACGCUCCCUUCACGGUCACCAACUACCUCUUGGGUCUCACUCAAGUGCCCGUUCGUGCCAUCAUCGCCGGCACCGCCCUCGGCAUGGCCCCGUGGGUCGCUUUCUACGCCAUCGUCGGCGCCAACAGCCGGGCUCUCGUGCGCUCUGGCGGCCCCUCUCUCGCCGACGUCGCCCACAAGAUUUACACCACCGGCACCGCCCGCAUCCCCGAUCUUCUCACCACCACCGAGUUCGCCCUGGUCGUUCUCUGCACCGUGUUGCUUUUACUCAGGCCCGCCGCGCCGGCGGAGCCACUCCUCGACUCGCGGUAA